AUGAAGCGCAACGCGUUCUUCGCGGAGCUCGCGCCGUCGAAGCGCCUGCGCGCCGCGGGGGGGUUCGAGGCGCUGCCCGACGGGGUGCUGGGGACGGUCGUGGACUUCCUCGUGCCGGUCGCCGAGCGCGACGACCAGUUCUGCCAGCGCCGCCGCAUGGCCGAGCGCAUGUUCGAGGCGCUCGCGUACAACCACGAAUUCAUGCCGCUGGCGCGGGACGCGCUCGCGCUGUUGGGGUCCUGCCGGCUGCUCCGCUACGGUCCCCUGUUUGCGCGCACGGUGGUGUUCCACCACAUGCUCCACCAAAAGCUCGCCGAAAACUGCCGCUUGCCGCAGCACGAGCUCCGGGCCCUGCAGAUCACCGUGGAGAGGAUGUCUCCCGCCCAGGCGCGUCGCCACGCCCUGGAGCAGGCGCUGCUGCGCCUCGCCGUCCGGUGCACGACGGCCCGCUACCGCUGCAACCGCCACCUGGCGCGCGGCGCCGGCCUUGACCGGCUCACCGGCCGACCCCUCCGGAGCAAGCUGGAGGACGUCGAGGACGAAGGCAAGAUCAAGCAGCUGCUGGUCUAG
Molecule: messenger RNA, 570 nt
Organism: Symbiodinium sp. CCMP2592
Lineage: Eukaryota; Dinophyceae; Suessiales; Symbiodiniaceae
Source: the annotation of a GenBank genome assembly